AUGGCAGAUGCCUUUUUCUUUCUCCUAUUAUUCCUCAAACUCUUCCUUUCCAACUCCAAUCCAGUAGCAAAUCCUCAGUUUCCAUGCAAACCACCGAACCAUAACUCCUACUCCUUCUGCGACAAAUCCUUACCUAUCACAGAAAGAGCUCAGUCUCUUAUCUCUCACUUAACUCUCCAAGAAAAGAUCCAACAACUCUCAGACAAUGCCUCAGCGAUCCCAAGACUUGGCAUCCCACACUAUGAAUGGUGGUCUGAGUCUCUCCAUGGAAUUGCUAUUAAUGGCCCAGGUGUGUCCUUCAGCAAUGGAGGAACGAUUACUUCAGCCACUGUUUUCCCUCAAGUUAUCGUCAGUGCUGCUGCUUUUAAUAGGACUCUUUGGUUCUUGAUUGGAUCAGCUAUUGCCAUUGAGGCUAGAGCUAUGUAUAAUGUUGGGCAAGCAGGGUUGACCUUCUGGGCACCUAAUAUUAACAUUUUUAGGGACCCCAGAUGGGGAAGAGGCCAAGAAACUCCUGGUGAGGAUCCUAUGGUGGCUUCUGCUUAUGCUAUUGAGUUUGUCAAGGGUUUCCAAGGAGGGAAUUGGAAAAGUGGUGCUGAGAAUGAGAGCGCUGGUAGACGUGAAAUUGGACAGCAGAGGGUACUGUUACGAGAGGAUGGUGAAAAUAAUAAUGAUGGGCUUAUGCUCUCCGCUUGUUGCAAGCAUUCCACUGCUUAUGACUUGGAGAAAUGGGGCAAUUUCAGCAGAUAUUCAUUCAAUGCUGUGGUUACAGAACAAGAUAUGGAGGAUACAUAUCAGCCUCCGUUUCGUAGUUGCAUACAACAAGGUAAAGCAAGCUGCUUAAUGUGUUCAUAUAAUGCAGUUAAUGGGGUGCCUGCUUGUGCAAGAGAGGAUCUCUUACAAAAACCUAGGAAAGAAUGGGCAUUCAAGGGAUACAUCACCUCAGAUUGUGAUGCUGUGGCCACAAUUUUUGAAUCUCAAAACUACACCAAAAGCCCCGAGGAUGCAGUUGCUGUUGCUCUUAAAGCAGGAAUAGAUAUUAAUUGUGGAACAUAUGUGCUACGGAACGCUCAAUCUGCUAUCGAGAAGGGUAAGUUGCAAGAGAAGGAUAUAGACCGAGCUCUUCUCAAUCUUUUUACGGUUCAACUCAGACUUGGGCUGUUUGACGGAGAACCCAGUAAAGGGCAGUUUGGAAAACUUGGACCUGAAAAUGUCUGUACCAAAGAGCAUAAGACACUAGCACUUGAAGCAGCAAGGCAGGGAAUUGUGCUUCUGAAAAAUGAUAAGAAAUUCCUGCCUUUGAAUAAGAAAGCUGUUUCUUCCUUGGCUAUUAUUGGUCCACUGGCAAACAAUGCAAGCAAUUUGGGUGGUGACUAUACAGGAUAUUCAUGUGAUCCACAGAGUCUUUUUGAGGGACUUAAAGCCUAUGUAAAGGAGACUUCUUAUGCCAUCGGUUGCCCUGAUGUAGCUUGUGAUUCUGAUACUCAGUUCCAUAAAGCAAUACUUGUUGCCAAAAGAGCUGAUUUUGUAAUUGUUGUUGCUGGGCUUGACUUAUCACAAGAAAAUGAAGAUAAUGACCGAGUUAGCCUUCUGUUACCUGGUAAACAGAUGAGCCUUGUAUCCUCUGUUGCAGUAGCAAGUAAAAAGCCAGUGAUUCUAGUUCUUACUGGUGGAGGACCAGUUGAUGUAUCAUUUGCCAAAGGAGAUCCAAGAAUUGCUAGCAUUAUUUGGAUUGGGUACCCAGGUGAAACUGGUGCAAAAGCACUUGCAGAAGUCAUCUUUGGAGAAUAUAAUCCAGGUGGAAGACUGCCAAUGACAUGGUAUCCUGAGUCGUUCACUGAGGUACCGAUGAAUAACAUGAACAUGCGAGCUAAUCCUUCUCGUGGCUAUCCAGGAAGAACCUAUCGGUUUUACACUGGAAACCAAGUAUAUGGAUUCGGUGGAGGCUUAAGCUACACUAAUUUCACUUACAAUAUCUUGUCAGCACCAAGCAAGUUGAGUUUGUCAGGAUCUUUGUCAGCAACAUCGAGGAAGAGAAUCCUGCAGCAGGGAGAAGGGUUAAGUUAUAUACAUAUCGACGAGAUUACAUCUUGCAAUUUAUUGCGAUUCGGUAUGAAAAUUUCGGUCGAGAAUGUGGGAGAUAUGGACGGAGGCCAUGUGGUGAUGUUGUUCUCUAGAGUGCCAAAAGUUUUCAGAGGCACUCCAGAAAAACAGCUAGUUGGAUUUGAUCGAGUGCAUACUAUUUCCUACCGAUCUACUGAAACAAGCAUCUUGGUAGAUCCUUGUGAGCAUCUUAGCAUUGCAAACGAGCAUGGAAAACGGAUAAUGUUGUUGGGUGACCAUGUACUAAUCUUAGGAGAUUUGGAGCAUUUUGUUACAAUUCAAAUUUAG
This is a messenger RNA of Dovyalis caffra, 2388 nucleotides long. The record is from the annotation of a GenBank genome assembly. Lineage: Eukaryota; Viridiplantae; Streptophyta; Magnoliopsida; Malpighiales; Salicaceae.